AUGAACGUGCGCAGGGUGGAGAGCAUCUCGGCUCAGCUGGAGGAGGCGUGCUCCACAGGCGGUUUCCUCUACGCUCAGAACAGCACCAAGCGCAGCAUCAAAGAGCGCCUCAUGAAGCUCUUGCCCUGUUCAGCUGCCAAAACGUCGUCUCCUGCUGUUCAAAACAGCGUGGAGGAUGAGCUGGAGAUGGCCACCGUCAGGCAUCGGCCUGAGGCCCUUGAGCUGCUGGAAGCCCAGAGCAAGUUCACCAAGAAGGAGCUCCAGAUUCUUUACCGAGGAUUUAAGAAUGAAUGCCCCAGCGGUGUUGUUAACGAAGAAACCUUCAAAGAGAUUUACUCACAGUUCUUUCCACAGGGAGACUCUACAACGUAUGCACAUUUUCUGUUCAAUGCGUUUGACACAGACCACAAUGGAGCUGUGAGCUUUGAGGAUUUCAUCAGGGGUCUUUCCAUUUUGCUCCGAGGGACAGUACAAGAAAAACUCAACUGGGCAUUUAAUUUGUAUGACAUAAACAAAGAUGGCUACAUCACUAAAGAAGAGAUGCUGGAUAUCAUGAAGGCAAUAUAUGACAUGAUGGGUAAAUGCACAUAUCCUGUCCUCAAAGAAGAUGCUCCCAGACAACACGUGGAGACAUUUUUCCAGAAAAUGGACAAAAAUAAAGAUGGAGUUGUUACUAUAGAUGAGUUCAUCGAAAGUUGCCAAAAAGAUGAAAACAUAAUGCGCUCCAUGCAGCUCUUUGAAAAUGUGAUUUAA
Messenger RNA from Pipistrellus nathusii (Nathusius's pipistrelle), 753 nucleotides. Lineage: Eukaryota; Metazoa; Chordata; Mammalia; Chiroptera; Vespertilionidae. The record is from the annotation of a GenBank genome assembly.